AUGGCUUCUUUGGCCGACCUCAUCGCGGCCCUGCCCGCUGAGGAUGGAUGGGGCCCGCCCACCACCGAGGAGACCACCUUGAACGGUGUUCCCUAUGCGCCCUUCUCCAAGGGCGACAAGCUCGGCCGCAUGGCUGACUGGACGGCCGACAGCAAGGACAGAGAACGCGGUGGCAGACAGCAGUACAACCGCAACUACAGAGACCAGCAGAUCUACGGAGCCGGCAGCGCCCCCGUCUUUGCCGCACCAGUGGCCGAGGACGAAUCCUCCUUCUCCAUCGUCAGCAGAGAACCUACGAAGACCAGAUUCGGUCGCGGCGCCGUCUUCACUCGCGGCGGCCGUGGCCAGCGUGGUGGUGUCCAGCAGGGUGGUAGGGGCGGCAGGACCCAGCUCCAGCGCGGCGGACGCGGCGGGCAGCAAGGCGGUUACGGUGGUGGUUACGACAGCCGCGGAGGCAGAGGAGGUGGAAGGGGAGGUCGCCGCUUUGGCUGGAAGGACUACGACAAGCCCCAAAGGAACCGAGACGCCAGUAUCAACGUCAAGGCAGACUGGAAGCUCCUCGAGGAGAUCGACUUCAACAGGCUGGCCAAGCUCAACCUGGAUACCGACGAGGGCGAGGACGUUGAGAGCUACGGUUUCCUAUACUACUACGACCGUGCCUACGACAAGACCACCGCCAAGACCGGAGAGAAGAGACUCACAACUGUGGACCGCGCCACGUACAAUGUUACUACGUCGUCGGAUCCUGUCAUCCAGGAGUUGGCCGAGAAGGAUGAGGCUACCAUUUUCGCCACCGACAGCAUUCUGUCCAUGCUGAUGUGUGCUCCCCGAUCAGUCUACUCUUGGGACAUUGUCAUCGUGCGACAGGGCAACAAGAUCUUCCUGGACAAGCGUGACAACGCUGCGCUCGACAUGGUGACCGUCAACGAGAACGCCGCCGAUGCGCCGCAGGAGGGCACUGACGGCAGCAAGGAUGGUAUCAACCAACCCCCGGCGCUCGCUGAGGAGGCCACCUACAUCAACCACAACUUUGCCAACCAGGUUGUUCUGGAGAGCCAGAAGGUCGACAUGGCCCACGAGAACCCCUUCUACAAUGCUUCCGAGGAGACCGAGCCGCCUGCCAGCAAGGCCUACAAGUACCGCAAGUUCGAUCUGUCCCUCAACGAGGAGGAGCCAAUGUACAUUGUCGUGCGUACUGAGUUGGAUGCCGUCCAGAAGAACGCCAUCAGCGGCGAGGACCAGUUUGUGACCGUCAAGGCGCUCAACGAGUUCGACAACAAGGCCCAGGGUAGUGGCGGAGCCUUGGACUGGCGAACGAAGCUUGUCAGCCAGCGUGGUGCCGUCGUCGCGACGGAGAUGAAGAACAACAGCGUCAAGCUGGCCCGUUGGACCGUGCAGAGCAUCCUCUCCAAGGCCGAUGUGAUGAAGGUUGGUUUCGUGUCCCGAGCCAACCCCAAGUCCAACGACAAGCACGUCAUCCUGGGAGUUGUUGGCUGGAAGCCUAAGGACUUCGCCAACCAGAUGAACUUGUCCCUGAACAACGGAUGGGGUAUUGUCCGCACCAUCGCCGACAUGUGUCUUAAGCGCGAGGAGGGCAAGUUUAUCCUCGUCAAGGACCCCAACAAGUCCAUUCUGCGGCUGUACGAGGUCCCCGCUGGUAGCUUCGACGACGACUAUGAGGAUGAGCCGGUGGCUCAGCCGGUGGUUGCUGAGGAAUAG
Neoarthrinium moseri is the source of this 1719-nucleotide messenger RNA. RefSeq lists its product as uncharacterized. Gene Ontology annotation, molecular function: translation initiation factor activity. Lineage: Eukaryota; Fungi; Ascomycota; Sordariomycetes; Amphisphaeriales; Apiosporaceae. Gene Ontology annotation, cellular component: eukaryotic translation initiation factor 3 complex; cytoplasm. The transcript is spliced from 3 exons. The record is from RefSeq and is a predicted model, not a curated record. Gene Ontology annotation, biological process: translational initiation. The coding region runs from base 1 to 1719 and encodes 572 amino acids.